Anneissia japonica is the source of this 1104-nucleotide messenger RNA. RefSeq lists its product as uncharacterized. The record is from RefSeq and is a predicted model, not a curated record. NCBI's taxonomy places the organism in Eukaryota, Metazoa, Echinodermata, Crinoidea, Comatulida, Comatulidae. Bases 182 to 1093 code for a protein of 303 amino acids. The transcript is spliced from 4 exons.
UAUCGCCCCUUAUUAAAGGUAUUAAUUCAUGCCGAGAUCGGAUUUUGGAACUUUACAGUUUAUUACAAAAACAGUAACUUAAAUAACCUUAGAAAACAUAGUAACAACGUCAUUUCUGGUGUGCACUUACAGACAAAAAUAGCCAUCAGCACUCAUUCUGCAAUAGGGUUUAGCCUAAAACAUGUUACUAUUAGGACACAUGGCUGUUCAAACGAGAACACAGGACGAUAUUAACCUGGUAACAGAAACCGAAGUUUCAGAUUCCAGUAUUUGCACUCAUCCUCAGAUGUGUCCUAGCAGCUUACAUUCAAUGAAAGAGCAAUUAUUCCGCGUGUUAUUAACAUUUGGAAUGUUGAUAUGUCUCAUCAGUACUGCAGUGAUGAUAUCCUACAUAAGUUCUCAGAGAGUUCUUAUUAAUCACCUAUUGGCAGUUGAGGAAUCGAGAUCAGAUUCGACCAACAUCCAGGAUCAUGUCAUUGGCAAAGACGAUUAUGUAACUCCUACUACAGAACCAAAUACUUACCGAGGCAAAGUUACAUAUCAGCGCUGGGGGCGUGCGACAUGUCCACCAUUUGCGGAUUUGGUUUACAAAGGUUUCAUGGCAGGAGGUGUUGAGGGCUUUUCUGGUGGUGGAGUAAACUACUUAUGCCUUCCCGAACAACCAUCAUAUGGUUUCACCGUGCCUGACGUCCAACUUUACAGGGCUCCAAUUGGAGCGACUGAGUAUCGCUUGGGUCAGUUAACUUUUACACCGAUGGCCCAUCUACACGCAGCAGAUGUUCUGUGUGCCGUUUGCCUUGCAAAUCGAAGUGCAAUAUUCGUCAUGCCUGCCAAAAGCACAUGUCCAUCCGACUGGACUUUAGAAUACAGUGGAUAUCUUAUGGGUGCCAGGGAAGACAGAAAAAGAGCCGAGUUCGUUUGCGUUGAUGGAAAUGCAGCGGGUCGUGAAGGUACUACAAAUGCCAACACAAACAUAGCAACAAGUCAGAUUUUCAUCGCAGAGACUCGCUGCGUUGGAGGAACUACCGGUGGAUUGCCUUGUCCACCAUAUGUGAACGGGGCUGAAUUACCGUGUGCAGUUUGUACAAGAUGAAUGUAGGAUUA